Messenger RNA from Pundamilia nyererei, 6569 nucleotides. RefSeq names its product bromodomain adjacent to zinc finger domain protein 2B-like. Gene Ontology annotation, cellular component: chromatin. Gene Ontology annotation, molecular function: DNA binding; protein binding. The transcript has 36 exons. The record is from RefSeq and is a predicted model, not a curated record. Lineage: Eukaryota; Metazoa; Chordata; Actinopteri; Cichliformes; Cichlidae.
AAUGUAAAAUACCGUAACAAAGGCUGGCUGUAAAACACAAUAUGCAAAUAAUGGAGUCUGGUAGACCCCUGGCUUCAUCACCUGAACCGUUCUUCCUUCAUAUGGCCUCAUCUAAAGCCAGCUCAUCCCCUGCUCCACCCCAGAAACUCCACACCAAGUCCAGAGCGACCCGUAGUCCUAUAGUCAGCUCUCCCAUCACCAUUUCUGGUCAUUCGCUGCGAAUAAUGGAGGAUGAAUGUGUAAAUAUGUCUGUCAGCCCCAAUGGUUUGAAUUUAGCCAACUCUCCUGUCGUGCUCAACGCAUCAAGUUCAAGCUGCUCUGAGUUUGGAGGCCUAGGAUGUCUCGGUUUGUCUGCCUUGGCUGCUCCAUCACAGCUUGGUACUUUUCCAGAUUGGUGGCGGACAUCUGAGACACAAACCAGAGCAGCUGCAGCCUUCUUCCCCCCUCUUUUAGGUCUGCAUCCCUUUGUUUUAUCAACCUUCAAGAGCCACGAUCCUGUUGAUUUCCAGUCACGGCCUUCAGUUUCUUUAGGUGUUAAUGGAACAGUGAAUGGCAGGAGUGCUUCCUCUCCUGCUGGGAACGCUCCUGCUAUGAACACUAGUUCAUUACUAGCAAAGGGAAAGAAGGAGACACCUCAAGCCAACAGUCAUGAGCCGGGCCAGCUACAUCAGAAAGCCGUUGAGAAAGCAAACCAAAAGAAACCCAACAAAAGACCACUAGAGACAUCGAGCAUGAGUGGCAGCCAAUCAGAGUCUCAGUCAGAAAGCUCCAGCGAGGUUGAGGAGAGCAGCAGCGACCCUGACGAUAUGGAAGAGGAAGAUGAUGAUGACCAGAGCAGCGACAGUGAAGAGUCGGGUUAUGAAAAACAGAGUCCAGCUAAGCAGAAAGUCAAACGGCUGACACACAGCACUCCCGAGAGUAAAAAGAAGAGACCUUGCACAGUUGAUGGCAGCUCAAUUCAAGACGGACAUUGUAACAGUGUUCGUUUGACUUCCUUUUAUCACCCCCAGUCUUAUUCCAGUCCUGCUGGCCUGCUUCAGUCUGCAGCACUGUUUCUCCAGAGGCCCAGGACUUCAGAAGAGGAAUGCCAGCAGCACACCAGUGUCAUACAGGCCACAGGACUGGCAGUUAGCAACAGUCCCUUACCACAAUCCCAGAGAGCGGCUUGUCCUCUGCCUUUUAGAUCUUCUCCCAGCCCCAUCUCCUUCUCCAACUCAUCAAAACAUUUGGCCACUUUAACAUCAGCAAAGCGCUUCCAUCCUUCAUCCUCGCCAAAGCAUGCUUCUGUCUCCUCUUCUUCUAAACCUCUUGCCCUCUGCUCCACUAAAAAGUCCCUCUCUCAGUGUUCCCCACUGAAACCUCUUUGUUCACCCAAACCUCCUUUCCCGUCGUCUUUACCCAAACCACAAACACUGCUGGCCUCAAAAGGAGAGUCCCAUAUGUCCAAAUUUUUGAUGCCCUCUAACAAACACAGACAUCCCAUCAAUAACACGAAGGACAGCAGUGGAAACUUCCCAGAUCAAAGCCUGUUACUCUUACACACUUCUAAAUCGAAACAGCCCCUCAAUUCCACGGAUUCUGUGAAGCAAGUUUUCUCUCAGCGACCAAAGAGCCAAAGCUGCAGUAGCAACAUGUUCCUGAACCUUUAUCCUAACGGAGCGAUCAACGGUGCAGUUCAGGAUGCCCCUCUGGCCCUCAUCACUAAGCCCCGCAUCCAGAGCAGCACCCCCAACAGCAAGCCUCUCUUAGCAGCCACCAGUCCUCCCUGCUCCAUGCCUAUCAACUUGAGCACUGGCACCAAGGAAAUGUUGGACAGCUCCGCCUCCCCUCUUAAGACUUCUGCUUCAUCGGAACCCAGAUCAAGGAAAACUACCCAGACGGUGCAUUCAGGAAGGAGCCUCACCAGAACCAACACAUCCUGUCUGCCUGUAGAUUUGGUCAGAGGCAGUGAGCCUGAUAUCCACAGCAGCAAAAACUCGGACGACUCUUUAGGGGACGAUUACGAUGAUGAUGAGGAUGAAGAUUCUGGGAGCAGUUUUUCAGAGUCAGAGAGCAUCCUGGGGAGCGACUCUGAUGCCUUUGAGGAUGAUGUCAAGGAGUCCGUUGAGACAGAAGCAGAUAGCGAUGCAGAAAGAAGUCCUCUGAAACUAGCUCAAACCUCAUUGUCUACUCAAAAGUCCUCCUCGAGCCUCUCAGCCACCCCCUCCCUGCUCAACAUCCAGAUUACCAAACCUCCAAGUCUACAUAGUAGUUUUUUCAGCCCCACCACCAGCACCGGAGCAAUGGGCAAACAAAGUGCACCAUCACCACCCUUCACAUUUGCUUCGCAGCCAGGAUCGGGGAGGAGGAGGAGGGUUACGGAUGAGAGAGUUCUGCGAUUGCCUCUUGAGUUUGGGUGGCAGAGAGAGACACGCAUCAGGACUGUAGCGGGGCGUCUACAAGGCGAGGUGGCUUACUUUGCACCGUGUGGGAAAAAGCUCCGACAGUAUCCUGAUGUAGUGAAGUACUUAAUCAGGAAUGGAAUAACUGAAAUCUCACGAGACAACUUCAGCUUUAGUACAAAAAUUAAAGUUGGGGAUUUCUAUGAAGCCAGAGAAGGGCCCGAGGGUUUACAGUGGUUCCUACUGGCUGAGGAUGAGAUUGCUCCCAGCAUCAUAGCGAUGGAUGGGAGGCGCAGCCGGCGCACAAAGUCUGAGCACCAGCCGACAGGUGAUAGCACUGGGGCUAUACAGUGGAAACCUUAUCCUCUAAAUGGUGGUGAAAAUAACUUCCAAGAUGUCUCUGAUGCCAAGUUACUUCGUAAGCUGGAAGCUCAAGAAAUAGCCCGACAGGCAGCUCAGAUCAAAAUGAUGAGAAAACUAGAGAAACAGGCUAUAGCGCAAGCCGCAAAGGAGGCAAAGAAACAACAAGCAAUAAUGGCUGCUGAGGAGAGGAGGAAAAAGAGGGAACAGCUGAAGAUUCUUAAACAGCAAGAGAAGAUCAAGCGCAUUCAGCAAAUUCGUAUGGAGAAAGAACUCCGUGCACAGCAAAUUCUUGAGGAAAAGAGAAAAAAAAGGGAAGCGGCGGCGAGUGCCAGGAUACUGGAAGCUGAGAAACGUAACAAGGAGAGGGAGAUGCGAAGACUACAAGCCGUCAUACUGAAGCACCAGGAGAGGGAAAGACGCAGGCAGCACAUGAUACUCAUGAAGGCUGUCGAGGCCCGCAAGAAGGCGGAGGAGAAGGAACGUCUGAAAAAAGAAAAGAAAGAUGAGAAACAGUUGAACAAGGAAAGGAAACUGGAGCUCAGAAGACUAGAACUGGAAAAAGCAAAGGAGCUGAAGAAGCCAAAUGAGGACAUGUGUUUAGCGGAUCAUAAGCCUCUUCCAGAGUUGUCCCGUAUCCCUGGUCUGGUAUUAGCAGGAAGCACCUUCUCUAACUGCCUGAUGGUUUUGCAGUUUCUGCACAGCUUUGGAAAGGUGCUGGGACUGGAUUUAAAUUCAGACCCGCUCACUAUAGGUGACCUUCAAGAAGGGUUACUGAACAUUGGGGAAAAUAUGGAAAAGGUCCAGGACCUGUUGGUGACCAUGCUCUCUGCAGCUGUGUGUGAUCCUGGGGUACCUGCAGGUCACAAGAGCAAAACCAUCUUGGGGGACCACUUGACUAAUGUGGAGAUCAACCGGGACAAUGUGUCUGAGAUUCUGCAGAUCUACAUGGAGGGUCACUCUGAACAGAAAGAGGUGGCCAUGCUGGCUUUUAGUCUCAGGACUAAGCCUUUCCAAGCCCACAGUCCGUCACAGAAGGCCUCUGUUUUAGCAUUCCUGGUAAAUGAGCUUUGCUGCAGUAAGGCUGUGAUCAGUGUUCAAAACAAAUCCAAGAGGAAAGAAGGGGACAGUGAAGAAGAGGAAGAUGAGGACGAUGACAGUGAAGACCAAAGAGAUGACGAGGAGGAGGAGGAAGAAGAAGCAGGUGGAAAAAGAGGAAAGAAAACAGACAUAUGUGAAGAGGAGGAUGACAGUGUACGCUCUGCCAGCAUCGAGGAACUUGAGAAACAGAUUGAGAAAACAUACAAGCAACAGAGUCAGAUUAGACAGAAGCUGUUUGACUCCUCCCACUUACUGCGCUCUGUGAUGAUUGGCCAGGACAGAUACAAGCGGCGCUACUGGGUCCUUCCACAGUGCAGUGGCAUUUUUGUUGAAGGCACUGAGAGCAGUGAAGGCUGUGAAGUGGAGGAGGAGGAGAGAAGAAGACAGUGGGCUACUGAGGUGAUCAGAGUAAAAGGGGAGCAGUUGGAACAGACAAAUCCGGUGGUCUCCAGCUCCACACAGAGCACAGACAAUGAUACAGCUAGCCAGCAGGACAAAGACAAUCUCUUCCUCCAAAAACCUGGCUCUUUAUCUAAGCUCAGCAAACUUCUAGAAGUAGGCAAAAUGGGUCAAGAUUCAGACAUCAAUACACAGAACAGUCAUUCUUUUAAAGUCCCCACCACGGCUUCUUAUCCUUCGUAUCCUGCCUCACAGAUAGUCCCUACUCAGCAGGGUCUGAUGGAUAAAUUGGACACUGCGGUGCCAUUUCUGCUCAGUGCUACUCAGCUGAAAAGCAUUCACUGGGUGACCCAGAGUCCUCAGUCCAGCCUUCAUUAUGAUCAGCUGUCCAAGACACUGACUGAAAAAAGCAGCCAGUGGUUUAGCCUAUUUCCUCGCUCUCCCUGCGACGAGUCCUCAGUGACCUCUGGUUCCAGUCCACCAGUUUCCUCCUCUUCUCCACAACCCAUCAGAACCAAAUCCCCCUCUUUCCUCUCCACUAAUCCCUCAGCUACAGAUAGCUACAACACUACUCCUGGGAUCAGUAACACAGAAUUGCCUAUCUUUCAGCAAGUAAAGUCUGGCAUUCGUGAAGGCAGACUGACACAGCAUGACAUGUCUAGCUCAGUGGCAAGUCCCAGCCUGCCCUUCUCUGGCACACCUCUACCCCCUAUGGUGGAUCUAGCUUCACAGCAUGCAGAGGGUCAUGGAAAUGAGGCCUCUUUUCUGGAAAAUAACUCUAUCAACAAGUGCGAGACCUCAGAGUCCCCAAGUGACAAGUCCACUUGUGCCUCAUAUGCUGCCAUAGAGGGGGCCAAAACCCAAGACUACCCUUAUCCUCGGCCCAUCCCAGAGGAAAUGCUGCAUGGCUGGUGGAGUGUGUCUGACAUGGAGAACCUGCACAGUCUGGUCAAGACCCUCCAUUGCCGGGGCAUCAGAGAGAAGGCCUUGCAGAAACAGAUCCAAAAGCAUAUGGAGCAUAUGACCAAGCUCUGUGAGAACAGCAAAGAUGCUAUUGGUGUGACAGGGAUGGAAAAGCAGGAGGUAAGCAAGGAGGCAGUGGAGAGCUGGUGUGUUGAGGAGAAGGCCAUGGAGGUGGACAUUCGCCUGCUGCGACAGGUUGAAGCUCUGGAGAGGAAAGUCAUCUCCGCCAGCCUGCAGGUCAAGGGUUGGAUGCACCCUGAGCCCCAGUCUGACAGUAAGGAUCUGGUCUAUCAUGAGCACAAGCCCUUCUCUUCCCUGGCUCAGGAAAACAAAAGAGAGAGAGACGCCAGUCAAGAAGAUGUUCCUGGCUCUAUGGUGCGGCGGCCCAACAAUCCCCUUGACAUAGCGGUCACCAGGCUGGCAGAACUUGAGAGGAACAUUGAGCGAAGCAGUGAGGAGGAGGUGGCUCCUGGGAUGAGACUGUGGCGCAAAUCCCUCAGUCAAGUCCGCAGCUCAGCUCAGCUGUCACUCUGCAUUCAGCAGCUGCAGAAAUCCAUUGCCUGGGAACGAGCCAUCAUGAAAGUGCACUGCCAGUUCUGUCAAAAAGGAGAUAAUGAAGAGCUGCUCUUACUCUGUGAUGGCUGUGAUAGAGGCUGCCACACUUACUGCCAUAAACCCAAGAUCAAUACAGUGCCUGAUGGGGACUGGUUUUGUCCAGCUUGUGAGUCAAAGGAGAGCGGUCAAUACCCUCAUAGUAGGAAGCAGCAGAGCCGAACAGCUGGAGGAGGGAAGGAAAGCGUCGAGGGAAAACGAAGCAUUAAGCCAUCUGUGGAUGGAGAGCUCAUCAGUGAGGAGGAUGCCAGAAGCAACAAUGUGCCAAAGAAAGGUACCAAGGAGGUCAAAAAGAGGAAAGCAGACAACAGCCCACCCAGCUCCCAGGCCAAGUUUGACAGCCCCAUCUACUGUGCAAAAAAAGCCAAAACGCACAAAGAUGAGCUGGGAAUAUGCCGAGUGCUGCUGGCUGAGCUGGAGGCCCAUCAGGAUGCCUGGCCUUUUCUCACCCCAGUCAACCACAGAGCUGUUCCUGGAUACAGAAAAGUCAUCAAGAAACCGAUGGACUUCUCCACCAUCAAGGAGAAGCUAACCAGUAACCAGUAUUUAAACUUGGAGACAUUCAUCAUCGACGUGAACCUGGUUUUCGAUAACUGUGAGAGAUUUAACGAAGAUGACUCUGAAAUCGGACGAGCCGGCCACAGGAUGAGGAGAUUCUUCGACAAGCGAUGGACUGAAUUCUUGCAGUGAACACAUUCCAAAGUGGACAUGUCCAACUUUCUCAUGGGUGUCGGAGGCCUUCUCGACCUGUGA